Molecule: messenger RNA, 1237 nt
Organism: Tinamus guttatus (white-throated tinamou)
Lineage: Eukaryota; Metazoa; Chordata; Aves; Tinamiformes; Tinamidae
Source: RefSeq, a predicted model, not a curated record
AGUUUCAGAUGCCUCUGGAUGUUCAAUGGUAGCACUCCUCCAUACUGGAGCAGCCAAGUUUCCCCGAAACUUACUUCCAAGGGUGAGACAAGCUGUGUGCUCCGUCCUCGCGGCUGGUGUUCUCAAAGGGUACGGCUCCAUCGUAAGCAGGAAACUGGCGUCCCACGGCUUUGGAGCUUCCAUGGCAGCAAUGUCAUCCUUCCCUCCACAGAGAUAUCACUACUUCUUAGUGCUGGAUUUUGAGGCCACAUGUGAUAAACCACAGAUUCAUCCUCAGGAAAUCAUCGAAUUCCCUAUCCUGAAGCUGAAUGGCAGGACGAUGGAGAUCGAAUCCACCUUUCACAUGUAUGUUCAGCCUGUGGUGCAUCCCCAGCUUACGCCCUUCUGUACAGAGCUGACUGGGAUUAUUCAAGGCAUGGUGGAUGGGCAGCCCAGCCUCCAGCAAGUGCUCGAGAGGGUUGACGAGUGGAUGGCGAAGGAAGGCCUCUUAGAUCCCAGCGUCAAGUCGAUUUUUGUGACCUGUGGUGACUGGGAUUUGAAAGUGAUGUUACCAGGACAAUGCCAGUACUUAGGGCUGCCGGUUGCUGAUUACUUCAAACAGUGGAUUAAUCUGAAAAAGGCGUACAGCUUUGCCAUGGGGAGUUGGCCAAAGAACGGGCUCUUAGACAUGAACAAAGGACUGAACCUACAGCACAUAGGGAGGCCUCACAGCGGGAUAGACGACUGUAAGAACAUCGCCAACAUCAUGAAGACACUGGCCCAUAGAGGCUUCAUCUUCAAGCAGACCUCCAAACCCUUUUGAUCCCCAGGGCAGGCCAGGCAGGGCUGCAUGCGCCCGGCGCCGGCGAGGCGGGGAGGACGGGCUCUAGCAUCCAAACGGCAACCGAGGCCAGAGGAACCGACACAAAUCUCAAUUCAGCUGUUAACUCCAGUAGAGGUUGUAUAUAUGGGAAGGCAAAUCUGUGUAGACCUGAUGUGACUCCCUCUCUGGGCUGCUCCGGACAUUAUGCCAUGCUAGCGGACAGCCGCGUAGGGCGCUUGCACCACAUUUUAGACUUGUAGUUUCUUUUCUUUGGCUCCCCAAUUUCCAUCCCCGCCUCCAUGUCCCACCCCGUCCUCCCUCUCCCGCCCCGUAGCCAGAGCAUCCCCCGGCAUGGGCCGUCCCCGCCUUCCCCUCCUCUUUCUUUUCUCUGGUUUUAUGUUUUCAGGCCUCGACGGCUGCUGCGGCAGCCCCGCG